AUGGCUAUCCAAACACCAAGACAACGUCUAGCAAACGAAAAAUGGGCCAAGAAGAAUGAAAAGAAGCUUGGAAAACCAAAGGUUAAGGCUAAGGACCAGGCCUCGAAAUUACCAAUUUCCAAGCCUUGGGUUAUUGGGCUACUGUUCCUACUUAUCGGCGGUGGUGUGUUGCAAUUGAUAUCGCUUUUGCUAUGA
Molecule: messenger RNA, 195 nt
Organism: Kluyveromyces marxianus DMKU3-1042
Lineage: Eukaryota; Fungi; Ascomycota; Saccharomycetes; Saccharomycetales; Saccharomycetaceae
Gene: YSY6
Product: Ysy6p
Exons: 1
Coding region: 1-195 (64 amino acids)
Cellular component (GO): endoplasmic reticulum
Source: RefSeq, a predicted model, not a curated record